Molecule: messenger RNA, 1239 nt
Organism: Fomitopsis serialis
Lineage: Eukaryota; Fungi; Basidiomycota; Agaricomycetes; Polyporales; Fomitopsidaceae
Exons: 10
Coding region: 1-1239 (412 amino acids)
Biological process (GO): poly(A)+ mRNA export from nucleus; post-transcriptional tethering of RNA polymerase II gene DNA at nuclear periphery; transcription elongation by RNA polymerase II
Cellular component (GO): transcription export complex 2
Molecular function (GO): double-stranded DNA binding; RNA binding
Source: RefSeq, a predicted model, not a curated record
AUGACUUCCGCUAGAUUCGCAGUGUUCCUGACGCAAAUAGCGCAGGCAUUGCGCGAAGAAAAAGGGCCUGAACUCGCGUAUCUAUUGAAGCCCACAAGUGACCAUGGCAAGCAGCUGGUGAAGGAAUUCAAGAACCCAACGAGGCAAUCCCUAUCGUACUAUGAAGGAAGUAUGGAGGGCCCGUGGGACGAGAUUGCGAUACAGUACGUGCUAGUCGUAAAUCACUGCGCGAAGCGACGUGCUGCAGAAGCGUUCAAGGAGGAAUGUACGCUCGUCAACUCCUUCCUUCGGUACUUUGCAACAAAUAGUGGAUGGACAUUGCCUGCGUUGUUUUCGAUCCUACGGGACUUGCGAGACUUGGCUUUCGAUGUGAGUGGCACCGCUAACAUGGAAGAAGCUGCGCGUAUAAUUAGCAAGGCAUUCUCGAGCUGCACCCCAUUUUGCAUAAUCGUUCAUCCAGUCUACCGCAGGAUGUCGCCAUAUGCCGAGUCGCGCAAAUGGGGCGUGUACUAUGUUGUUGGACUGAUCCUGAAAUGCUACUUCCGGGUGAAACGCAUAUCGCUCGCGAAGAACAUUCUUCGAGCAAUCAAUGCAAACCCCGACAUCCCAUCUUUGUCCGCAUAUCCACGAUCACAUCAAGUAACAUAUCGAUAUUAUAUUGGCAUGCUUAGUUUCCUGAAUGAAGACUUCGCCAAAGCCGAACAGGAACUGACACUGGCUUUCUAUAACUGCUACACAAAAGCGCGUGCAAAUCAGGAGAGGGUACUGACAUACCUGAUUCCACUGCGCAUCCUACGGGGCCACUUACCAUCCCGCGAGCUACUUGACCGGUUUCCGGUGCUCGACGACCUGUUCACACCCUUCAUCAGAGCGGUCCGAACCGGUGACAUUCGUGCAUAUGAUUCAGCCUUGGACCAGUGCGAACGACGGCUAGUGGACCUAAACUUGUACCUGACGCUCGAAAAGGCCCGAGAGCUCUGCAUUCGAGGGCUGUUCCGCAAAGUGUGGAUCGCGUCCUCGAAAGGCACGAGAAUACCUGUGGCGAUGUUUCAUUCAUCGCUACAGAUAGCAGGCAUGGACGUCUCACUUGAGGAGGCGGAGUGCUUUGUUGCGAACCAGAUAUACAAGGGCUUCAUGAAGGGAUACCUCUCUCACGAAAAGCAGAUGGUUGUCUUGUCUGCUGUGAAGGCUUUCCCAAGUCUGGCGGAACGGCCAUCGCCUUAUGCUCUGUUGUACUAG